This is a messenger RNA of Danaus chrysippus (African queen), 1041 nucleotides long. Lineage: Eukaryota; Metazoa; Arthropoda; Insecta; Lepidoptera; Nymphalidae. The record is from the annotation of a GenBank genome assembly.
AUGAUUUACAGUUCAAUAUCGAACGCGUUGGGUAUAGAAUGGGCUCCACUCAAUGUACCAACGUCAAGACGCCUCGAAACAUUAGCUGCAGCAGCUUGGAUUUGUCUCGUAUUAUUCGGUGAAGCAGCAUGUAUUUUAUUAUUCAUACAGCUUGUUUAUUCAUCAUAUUGGUAUAUAGCACUUUUGUAUGGAAUCUGGAUGUUGAAUGACCUUGAAAUAUGCAACAAGGGAGGUAGAACAAUAGAAUGGUUCAGGAGUUGGUCAUGGUGGGUUUAUUAUCGAAACUAUUUUCCCAUUAAACUCGUCAAAACCACAGACUUGGAUCCUUCGAGAAACUAUCUAUUUGCCUGCUUCCCACAUGGCGUUGUUUGUUCUGGAGCUUUCGGUGCCUUUGCCACUAAUGCUCUGGAAUUCUAUAAAGUAUUUGCUGGAAUGACUUGCAACAUGAUUACACUGGGCGGACAUUUUCGUGUACCGUUCUUUAGAGAUUUAGUGCUGGCGCUAGGUUGCUGUGCAUCAUCACAAGAAAGUCUACUACAUCUUUUGGAUAAAAAGAACUAUAAAGGGAAAUGUGUUGCUUUGAUUGUUGGCGGUGCUGCGGAGGCGUUGGAUUCGCACCCGGGCGAAUAUAAAGUCAUUCUGAGUAGGAGGAAGGGUUUUAUUAGAAUUGCUAUGAAAUCAGGCGCUCCUUUAGUUCCAGUGUUUUCAUUUGGUGAAACAGACGUAUUCAGACCACUGGAUAACCCGCAAGAUAGUCUUCUACGGAAAUUCCAAGAGAAAGUGCGACAACUUACUGGAAUAUCACCCAUGUUCCCGAUCGGACGCGGCGUUUUCCAAUACUCAUUUGGAGUACUUCCAUUACGAUCACCCAUUACUACAGUUGUUGGUAAACCAAUGGAAAUAGUAAAAAACCCGGAUCCAACUAACGAAGAAGUUGAUGAAAUCCACAAGGAAUUUAUAAGAAGACUGAUUGAACUUUUUGAAACUGAAAAAUCGAAAUAUUUAAAGAACCAUGAAAAAGUUAAUCUAGUCAUAACUUAA